GCCUUACCUGAUGGAUUUGGCUUCGGAUCAGCAGAAGAGACAUAGCCCAGCACCAAGUCGUCAAGGUGCCGCGGAGCCUGAGUUCUCGGUGUGAGAGGUGUAGAGGUGUGUGGUCUCACGCCAGCAAAAGGAGGAGUGCCAGGACUGGACAGGUGUCGAGAGUCACCAUGCCUAGAGGUCAGAAGAGUAAGCUCCGUGCCCGUGAGAAACGCCGCCAGGCCCGUGGUGAGACCCAGGCUCUGAAGGAUGCUCAGGCUACUGCAGCAGCAGCAGGAGAGUCCCCCUCCACCGCCUGUCCUCCCUCUGGGGGUAGACCUGCUGCUGCGACUCCUAGCCAUCCUCAGGGAACCGCAUCUUCCACCAGUGCUGAUGCAGCUCUUUCAUGCAUCAAUUCAGAUGAAGAUGCCAGAAGCCAAGAUGGGGGAAGCCCCAGAUCGUCUCAUGGCACUCAGGUCUCACGCAGAGACCCAUUAAACAAGAAGGUAGUUUUGUUGGUGCACUUCCUGCUGGAGAAGUAUCAAAAGAAAGAGCCAAUUACGAAGGCAGACAUGCUGAAGCUUGUCCUCAAAAAGUACAAGUAUCAUUUCAAUGAGAUCCUCAAGAGAGCCUCUGAGCACAUGGAGCUGGCCUUCGGGAUUGAUUUGAAGGAAGUGGAUCCCAUCCGGCACUGCUACACCCUCAUCAGCAAACUCGACCUCACCGUCGAUGGCACGAUGCAUGAAGAAGAGAACAUGCCCAAGACCGGCAUCCUGAUGAUUGUGCUGGGUGUGAUCUUCAUUAGAGGCAACUGCGCCCCUGAGGAGCAAGUCUGGGAAGUCCUGAAUAUGAUGGGCGUCUAUGCUGAAAGGAAGCACUUAAUCUAUGGGGAGCCCAGGAAGAUCGUCACCCAAGAUUUGGUGCAGCUAAAGUACCUGGAGUACCGCCAGGUGGCCAACAGUGAUCCUCCACGCUACGAGUUCCUGUGGGGCCCGCGAGCCUAUGCCGAGACCAGCAAGAUGAGAGUCCUGGAGUUUUUAGCCAAGAUUCAUGAUACCGUCCCCAGUGCCUUCCCGCCGUGGUACGAAGAGGCUUUGAAAGAUGAGGAAGAGCGAGCCCGAGCCCGAGCCGCAGCCAGGGCUCAGACCGCUGCCAUGGCCAGGGCACGCUCCAGGGCCUUGACCAGCAGCUUCUCCCACCCUAAGUGACGUGGGCGGCUGGUUGAACAGGUCUUAUAUCAAAUGUUGAAGCUUGAAGCAGAUUGUUUUCUUUGUGGAAGGAAAAAGCAGUCAACAUUCUAAGGAAUAGAUGGCCAGAGUGGGUCUGGAAGGAACACAGUGAAUAUCGUCUUUGUGGUCCUGCUAUAUCUCGUAAACUUAAAGGUUUUGUUCCUUUUCUUGUUUCUUUCUCUUUUUUUUUCUUUCUCUCUUCCUUUUGCUUUCUUUUUCUUUUAUGUUUCAAAUGUUAUUUCUUUAACAGAAAGUUUAUAUAAUUUUCGAAUCUAAAUUUAUUAAUGAUUUUUGUUGUUUGUGGCUGUUUAAUAGAUUUAAGAUUAGGUGUUUUAUUAUUUAGUAAAACAAAUUGGGAAACCUUUCAUAUUUACCAAAACAGAACAAUGAAACAUGGCGUUGUAACAGGCAUUCCCUAGGAAAUGCGAAAGAAUUUCGCAGUAAAAUUGCUGGGAUCAAAAAAAGGAGGGGGGAGAAGUAAAAGAAGUUCUGUUCUUGGUUUCCCUUAUACUUUUUAGUCUGUUGUUCUGUAAGGAUAGAAGAUGCAUACAUGGAUUUGUUUGGCUUAUUAAAGAAUG
Messenger RNA from Callorhinus ursinus (northern fur seal), 1783 nucleotides. Its product is annotated as melanoma-associated antigen B18-like. The record is from RefSeq and is a predicted model, not a curated record. Gene Ontology annotation, biological process: negative regulation of transcription by RNA polymerase II. Gene Ontology annotation, cellular component: nucleus. NCBI's taxonomy places the organism in Eukaryota, Metazoa, Chordata, Mammalia, Carnivora, Otariidae.